AUGACUGUUUUAUGGAAGCGCAUGAGCUCACUAUCGGAAGACUUCUUAGCUCGCAAGGCGAAACUUACCACUAUGGCCCAUGAGGUAUGGAAAAAAAGCCGGUCUGAUAAUAAAUUCUCCGAUUUCUUACCUGUAUUGAAGGAACUCGUCUUGGUUGCCCGCGAAGAAGGGGCAUAUUUGGCGGCGGAUUCUUCACACACCCCAUAUGAAGCCCUUAUGAAUGUUUACGAGCCGGGGGUGACGAUUGCUCGCCUGGACGAGAUUAUUGUGUAA
Messenger RNA from Phytomonas sp. Hart1, 273 nucleotides. NCBI's taxonomy places the organism in Eukaryota, Euglenozoa, Kinetoplastea, Trypanosomatida, Trypanosomatidae. The record is from the annotation of a GenBank genome assembly.